Cotesia glomerata is the source of this 1980-nucleotide messenger RNA. It is a transcript of the gene Crzr, whose product is annotated as gonadotropin-releasing hormone receptor. NCBI's taxonomy places the organism in Eukaryota, Metazoa, Arthropoda, Insecta, Hymenoptera, Braconidae. The transcript is spliced from 5 exons. The record is from RefSeq and is a predicted model, not a curated record. Gene Ontology annotation, cellular component: membrane. Gene Ontology annotation, biological process: neuropeptide signaling pathway. The coding region runs from base 287 to 1846 and encodes 519 amino acids. Gene Ontology annotation, molecular function: corazonin receptor activity.
AAGAAAAAGAAGAAAAAAGUAGAUGAAAAAGGAAAAAGUUAUUUAAAAGCAUUUAAAUGAUUAAUUUUUUAUUCAAGAGAACAAGAGAUUUAGUGAGUUAAUUGACUAGACAAGAACGCGAGGUAGUAACUUUAUUAAAAAUAAUAAAAUUAAAUGAGGGUUAAUUAUUUAAAUAAUAAUUUUAAUGAAUAAGUAUACUGUAAAAUUCAAUGAACUCUUGUAAUAAAAAAUUAACUGGCGUAAUGCCAAGUUCAGAUUAUAAAUUACUUAAAUCAUUAUCGUCAUUAUGGGUAUCGUUGUACCAGCACCCUCAUCAACGAUGAUGAUAUUAAAUUCGACAAAUUAUAAUAAUAAUAAUAAUAAUAAUAAUAACAACAACAACAACAGUAACGUAAUAUUGUUUUUACCUUUGUGUAAUGACAAUAACAAUAAUAUAAUUAAAAAUAAUGAUGAUGAUAAUGUCAGCAUUAGUGUCCACAGUGAGCGAAAUAUAUAUUUUUUAUUAAAUAUGACUUCUCGAGAUGAUGGUGGUAGUGAUGAUAGUGAUAAUGAUAAUUCAAUGUUAAAUUUAACAUGUCUGGAUCACGCACCGAGUUUGACUAAUCGAGCGGUUAUAAAAGCUGUAGUACUUGGUAUUAUGGCGGGAUUUAGUUUAAUUGCCAAUGCUAUAACUAUAUACUCUAUUAUUAAAAAUCGACGAAAGCAUAAUCAAGGAUAUUCUGCUAUUUACACGCUGAUAUUACAUUUAUCUAUUGCUGAUUUAUUGGUAACGAUAUUUUGCAUUGCCGGUGAAGCAUUGUGGAGUUACACUGUUGCCUGGAUAUGGGGUAACAUCACAUGUAAAUUAUUCAAGUUCUUGCAGAUGUUUAGUUUAUAUUUGAGCACAUUUGUCUUGGUCCUUAUUGGAUUGGACAGAUUUCUUGCUGUUAAAUAUCCAAUCAAGAGUCUUAACAAAAUAGAUCGAUGCACCAAGCUUGUACUUAUUACCUGGAUUAUUUCAUUUAUUCUCAGUAUUCCUCAGCUAAUAAUAUUUCAUGUAGCACGUGGCCCUUUUAUUGAGGAGUUUUCUCAGUGCGUAACUCAUGGAUUUUACACUCACGACUGGCAGGAACAACUCUACACUACUCUAAGUCUUAUUUUUAUGUUCAUAUUACCUCUUACUGUACUUGUCGUCACUUAUGUAUCAACAGUUAAAACAAUAUCACGAAGUGAAAAAUCAUUCAAGUCUGAGGCUAAAAAUAAUAAUAAUAAUUUUAAAAAAAAUUUAAUAACCGGAGAUUUAAAUCGACGUAGACUAAUGCAUCGGGCUAAAAUAAAAUCCUUACGAAUUAGUAUCGUAAUUGUGACGGCUUUCGUUAUAUGUUGGACACCUUACUAUAUAAUGAUGAUAAUAUUUAUGUUUCUUGAUCCUGAUGAACACCUAAGCCAAGAUUUGCAAAGUGGAAUAUUUUUCUUUGGUAUGAGUAAUAGUCUUGUAAAUCCACUGAUAUACGGAGCAUUUCAUCUCUGGCCGCAGAAAAAAUCUCAUCAAAAAUUUUGUCACAGAGAGGGUUCAAUGAUACACCACCGGAGUACAACAACCCACACAAAUUUUACACUGCUGACACGGGAUUAUAGCACACGUUUUAUUCGGAAUCCCCGUGGAAUUUCUGCUUCGACAAAAACAACCAUAAAACAAUCAUCGGAUAACUUUAAUGAAAUAUCCGGUCCAAUUCAAGAGACAGUAUUGGAUACGUUAAUCAACCACCCAAAGAACAAUAAUAGUAAUAAUAACAAUGAUAUAAUAAUAUCAACAAAAAACCCAGCCAAACUGAUAGUUCAGUAUAAUACCAAUUACUUGCAAUAACUUGAACUCUAACUACGACAUAAAAAAAAAAAAUUAAUUAUGCAACUUAUAAUUAAUAAAUAAAUUUAAUUCUCAUGAAAAUUAUUUCUCUAAAUUUAUCAAAAUUGUUCAUCCAUCGAGUUCUAUAAAAUAUA